AUGGGUAUUCCCAUAAUUUCUCGUAAACCAGAAUACAUUCAAAAGUCGUGUAGCUACUGUCACACGCUGCUCGAGUUUUCACCGCCAACGCUGAAUGCGUCUACCAAAAUAUCGGUCCUCUGUUACUCCUGUGAAAAAACUUGUAUUUUCGAUAUAAGCCCAGAUGCUACCGCUGCCAACGGCUCGAAACCUAAUUCUAGUAACGCAAGUGGUAUCAAAAAACCAAGAAGGCAUUUUGGGACAGAUAAAGAACCUCUAGAAACUGAACUUUACGAAAUACUUGGUGUUUCACCUACUGCCUCUAGUAAUGAGAUCAAAAAACAGUAUUAUAAACUUGCAUUACAAUUCCAUCCAGAUAAAAACAAAUCACCUGACGCUGAACAACAGUUCAAAAAAAUAUCAGAUGCAUAUCAAGUACUCUCGAACCCAGACUUAAGGAGACGGUAUAAUGAAUUUGGUGGUAAAAAUGAUGUUGAGCCAGAGGGAGGUUUUGUGAAUCCGGAAGAUUUCUUUAAACAACAAUUUGGUGGUGAUCGCUUUGUCGAUAUAAUUGGAGAAAUAUCAAUCGGCAGGGACAUGAAAGAAGUAUUACAAAAUGCAGCGGCGGAAGAGGACGGAGAGAUCCCGGAAGAUGAGAAAUUACGAAGAGAAUCUAAUAAAACGAUUCAGGACGAAGAACGCGAGAAAAUUAGAAAGCAACGUAUUGAUAAAUUGGUAUCAAAUUUAAUAAAUAAAUUAUCAAUGUACGUCGAUGAAAGUGAAACUAAUAACUCUGCUGCCGAAGAGUUUAAGUCUCGUAUUGAAAUGGAGGCAGAGGAGCUCAAAGACGAGUCAUAUGGUGUAGAACUAUUACACGCCAUUGGUUUUACUUAUUCUCUAAAGGCCAAGCAAUAUUUAGGUUCAGAACAGAUUUUCGGUUUACCACGGUUUGGGCAUAUCCUUAGAGAGAAAGGUCAUGUGUUCUCGGAAACCAUUUCGACUUUACGAUCAGCCAUUGAUUUACAACAAUCUUUUAAGGAAUUGCAAAAAGCUGAACAAGGAGGAUUAGAUGCUCAAGAGAAAAGUAAAUUGGAAGAGGCAACAGCAACUAAGGGAUUGACUGCUCUGUGGAAAGGUUCAAAGCUCGAAGUAGAAAGUGUUUUAAGAGAAGUAUGUGAUAAUGUACUGUCCGAUCCAAGUGUGCCAAAGCCUACCGCACGAAGACGUGCUGAAGGGCUGAAAAUCAUCGGUUCAGUAUAUGAAAACGUCAAGGGAGAUAAA
Acaulospora morrowiae is the source of this 1260-nucleotide messenger RNA. NCBI's taxonomy places the organism in Eukaryota, Fungi, Glomeromycota, Glomeromycetes, Diversisporales, Acaulosporaceae. The record is from the annotation of a GenBank genome assembly.